AUGGAUGGACCUGACGGAAGAUGGUCGACUUUCCACGUUGAAGUCGGAGGACAAACAGUUCGGCUUCUUCCUUCGACUUCGGCAAGCGCAGGAAGCAGCACCUGGGUCGUCAUCGACGAAGGCUGCACUGUCGCCAAUCCGAACUUGACAAAUUGCAACAACGAACGUGGAUAUCUGUUUCAUCGGAACGAAUCAUCUUCUUGGUCCACUCGACGUCUAUUUGGUGAAGGGCUUUACUCCUUGAACAUCUUUGUGGAAGGCUAUCUCGGCCUCACGGGUAAUGCAUACUAUGGCUUCGACACAAUAAAUCUAGGCUUGACAGGUUCUGGUCUACCGACUGUACAAGGACAAGUGAUAGCUGGCUUUGGCACCAAUGACUUUUGGCUUGGAACUCUCGGUCUCAGCCCGUAUCCUUUCAACUUCACGGAUCUUGACGAUCCUCAACCAAGCCUGCUGAGUACACUUCGAAAUCAGAGUCUGAUACCCAGUCUAUCCUGGGCGUACACAGCUGGCGCGCAGUACAAAAACCCACCGGUGUUGGGCAGUCUAACUCUUGGAGGAUACGACACAACUCGCUUCACGCCGAACAAUGUCUCUUUCCCAUUUGGAGCAGACUUCUCACGAGAUCUUCUUGUCAAGCUUCGAUCCAUCAGUUAUGACACUUUUGGGAGCCCACCGCUGCUGACAUCUGAGAUUGACAUUUUCCUAGACUCUGCCGUCACACAGAUGUGGCUUCCCGUCAAUGUCUGUCAGCAAUUCGAGAAGGCCUUCAACCUGACCUGGAACGCUACUGCCGAACUGUACCUUCUCGACGAGGACACGCAUAGCGCGUUGCUCUCACGCAACCCGAUUUUCACAUUCACAAUAGCCAACGGCAGCAACAGUGCAGACGGUACUGUCGACAUCGUGCUUCCAUACUCGGCAUUCGAUCUCAAUAUUACGCAACCGUAUGUGAAUACCGAAACGCGAUACUUUCCUCUCAAGCAGGCCCAAAACUCGAGCCAGUUCGCCCUCGGUAGAGUGUUCCUGCAAGAGGCCUACGUUGUCGCGGACUACGGCCACCGCAACUUUUCUGUCUCGCAAGCUUUGUUUCCUCAGACCAAUGUUGAACAAAACAUCGUCGCCAUCCAUACACCCAAUUACAAAGCAGGAGAUGAUCGGCCCGACGGCCUCAGUGGCGGUUCUAUUGCCGGUAUAGUCGGUGCAGCCGUCGUGGUACUUGUUUCAAUCAUCGCAGCCACCAUCUGGUUCAAGCGGCGAUCAACCCGAAAGGUCAAGAUCUCUACGGAGCAAACACGUCACGACACUGACGAAAAGGACAACACCGCUGCUCAAGGCAUCUCGGAGCUCGACCAUGGAGAUACAGCUGUGCAAGAAGCCGAUGGAUGGCACGGCUACAAGCCAGAGCUCGAAGUCAAUGAUGGAAGUUCUGGCAGACAUGAGCUUCCCACUCCCGUCAAAAUGCACGAAGUGGCCGGACACCUACCGGUAGAGCUAGAAGCGCCACUGCGAUGA
Molecule: messenger RNA, 1515 nt
Organism: Aureobasidium pullulans EXF-150
Lineage: Eukaryota; Fungi; Ascomycota; Dothideomycetes; Dothideales; Saccotheciaceae
Product: acid protease
Exons: 1
Coding region: 1-1515 (504 amino acids)
Source: RefSeq, a predicted model, not a curated record